Wickerhamiella sorbophila is the source of this 888-nucleotide messenger RNA. Its product is annotated as Protein phosphatase methylesterase 1. The transcript has a single exon. NCBI's taxonomy places the organism in Eukaryota, Fungi, Ascomycota, Dipodascomycetes, Dipodascales, Trichomonascaceae. The record is from RefSeq and is a predicted model, not a curated record. The coding region runs from base 1 to 888 and encodes 295 amino acids. Gene Ontology annotation, molecular function: protein methylesterase activity. Gene Ontology annotation, biological process: protein demethylation.
AUGGCAGAGACAGUUGAGCUUCGAGGUCAAAAGUUUGCCACAUACUUUAUUUCGCCGCCGCCUAGUAAACCAUUGGCUGUGUUUCAGCAUGGAAUAGGUUCAUCGCGACACACGUUCACGCAAUUGAUUGACUUUUUAUUAGCCAGUGAUCUGCAGCCCGGAAUAUUGAGCUUUGACGCAAGGAGCCACGGGGAAACCACGCCCAUUGAUCCGAGUGAGCCAUUAGAUUUAUAUGCCGAAACACUGGAAGAAGAUUUAGAGGCAAUUGUCAAGUAUUACCUUGAUAAAUACAGCAUUAAGGCACCGUUGUUGAUCAUUGGUCAUUCGAUGGGGGGAAAUAUCGCUUCGCAAUUAUGCAAAGCGAACAGAUUGCCUAACGUUCGGGGGCUGGUUGUAUUGGAUGCUGUUGAAGGCUAUGCGGUUCAGUCAUUGUCGUCAAUGCCGUCCCUUGUCAAGACCUGGCCUUCUUCAUUUGCCAGUCUCGAUGAGGCAGCCGAAUGGGGCGUCCGCAGCCGCCAGCUUCGCUCAAUUGAAGCAGCAAGAACAUCUGUCCCGGGCAUGCUCAAAAAUGUUGACGGCAGGUUCGUCUGGGUUUUGGACUUGCUGAGCACCAAGCCGUUCUGGGACAGCUGGUUCAAGGGACUAGAUCAAGCAUUUCUAGGCGCAGGCGCCUCGAGGUUACUUAUCCUGGCUGGAACAGGUCGAUUGGACAAAGAUCUGCUUCUAGGACAAAUGCAAGGCAAGUAUCAGCUUGUUGUGUUCAACGAUUGUGGCCACUUUUUACAUGAGGACCGACCAAACAAAGUUGGCCUAACAAUCGUGGACUUUUGGGAUCGAAAUGCCAAACCACCGGUAAUACCAAAAUUUGGAAAAUUUAGAGAUGACUAG